Molecule: messenger RNA, 1097 nt
Organism: Drosophila albomicans
Lineage: Eukaryota; Metazoa; Arthropoda; Insecta; Diptera; Drosophilidae
Exons: 1
Coding region: 113-934 (273 amino acids)
Cellular component (GO): membrane
Source: RefSeq, a predicted model, not a curated record
CUAUCAUAAAUACUAGAGAUUUAUAUGUCAUUAUCUUAAACUAAAAUAUUUACUGAAACUAAUAUUUGAGUACCGUUGCUAAAAAUUUAAGUUGAACUACAAGAACAAGAAAAUGGAACCUCGACCAGAACAGUUAUUUCAUUACCAGCAACAGCCACAGGAUCAGCAACAACAGCAACAGCGACAGCGGCCGCAAAAUGUUGUUUUUAUGACACGGAGACCCGAACAGAGGCCGGAAUCGGAUCAGGUCGUCGUUUAUGUGAUCGAUGAACUAACAUUGCAGAUGUUUAUACGAAAAGUAUAUCUUAUUGCAAUCAUCUUCAUAUUAAGCACCUCCGUCACUUGGCUUUCGAUCGCUGCCUCCGGAUUUGAGUUCUAUCCAACGAUUCCUGUACCGUUUUUCGUCUGGCUGUUGCCAAUAUUGCCUUUGAUAUUAAUUUUGGAUUGUGUACCCAAAAUACGCUAUACUUUUCCCUGGAAUUGGGCGAUAACCAUACUUAUUGUCAUUCUUAUCACAUUCGCUGGCGCCUGUUUUAUGGAUGAAAUAGAAUUUCUCACCGUUCUUUUGGGUGUAGCUAUCUCCAUUGUGAUUGUUGCCGCUUUCUAUGUCUGUGGUGCUCUGUGUCCACAGUCAUUUGUGCCUGGAAUACUCUGCACAGCGGUUCUGAGUUGUCUUUUUCUCAUAACUCUGUUCUCAAUUGGCAUAGUGCUAAUAUUUGUGAAGAGUCCCGUACUUUACCUCGUCUUUGGCAUUCUAUUAUUGUGUAUGACAGUCGUGAUAAUGCCUUUCCACGCUCAGUAUAUCCAUGGUCGUCUACAGGUUGUGCCUCUGUUCGAUGUGCUGCACUGCUCUAUGACCAUCUACUUUCAUUUUAUAGUGACGUUUUCAGCCCUUUGUAUUUUCGAAUUUUACAUGAAGCAUAAGGACGACUAAUACAAUACCAAAAAAAAAGUGGCAUUACCUUUUUUCUUACAUUUUAAGAAAUUUUAUUACAUGAAUAAAGGAAAUUCUGGAGUCAUCAUAAUUAAAUCAUUAGGAUUUUCUCCAUCGAGAUACUGCAAAGCUUGCAACUUUUUAAUAAAGAACAAUAUAUGAA